This is a messenger RNA of Heterobasidion irregulare TC 32-1, 1817 nucleotides long. RefSeq lists its product as uncharacterized. The transcript is spliced from 5 exons. Gene Ontology annotation, molecular function: protein binding. NCBI's taxonomy places the organism in Eukaryota, Fungi, Basidiomycota, Agaricomycetes, Russulales, Bondarzewiaceae. The coding region runs from base 233 to 1510 and encodes 425 amino acids. The record is from RefSeq and is a predicted model, not a curated record.
GUCGCAUUGCUGCCUUUCAUUCGAAAUCACCGUCAAGCCUGCUACUAUAGUUCGAGUCACAGGUCAGCCGGUGGAGUCAUCAAUAAAAUCACCAUCUGCACAAGUCUUGCUCGCUCAGCAGACAGCGUUUGGUUACUCAGCAUCGUACUUAUAAUCUUGAGGAUCUGUAGUCACUCAAGCUCUCACAAACUCAUCCUCGCCAAUACCCAUCUUGAGCUGAAAGUCUACAUCCAUGUCAUCCAAACGCCCCCAGGAUAGCAAUGUGGAGGAGGAGGCCGAACAGGACGAGUUUCUGCAGGAAGACGAUGUAUUAGCAGAAGUCCCCGACGACGAGGAUCGUCCUAUGGACGAAGGCGAAGGAGAUGACUUUGAGGGCCAAGAAGACGGCGGUGCACCAGAGGACGACGAUAUUGUCUGGGAAGACAACUCGAUACAGCAUUUCCCAGAUCACCGCAAGUCUGUUUUCGCCAUUUCGACUCAUCCCACCCAGCCGCUGGCCAUAUCCGGGGCCGAAGAUGAUCUUGGAUAUAUCUGGGAUAUGACGAGUGGGGAGGAGGUGGUCAAACUGACCGGACAUACGGAUAGCGUGGCUUGCGCAGCGUUCAGUUCAGACGGGGAGAUGGCAUCCACGGGUGGUAUGGACGGCAAAGUCAGGGUAUGGAGAAGGGUGGGACGUGAGAACUACAAGACUUGGGAGUUCUUGACAGAGCUGCAAGGACCCGACGAAGUCAUGUGGUUAAGAUGGCACCCCAAAGGCAGCGUUCUGCUCGCGGGCUCGAAUGACAGCACGGUGUGGCUCUGGCAAUUGCCGUCUGGCAACAUCAUGCAAGUUUUUGCGGGACACACUGGGCCCGUGCAAUGUGGCGAGUUCACCCCGGAUGGCAAGCGCAUCGUUACCGCAUGCUCAGACAACACUCUCAUCUACUGGGAUCCCCGGUCGCCUACCCCGAUUUUCAAAUUGUCUCCCGGUGAUGCUCGCUUCAACCUCGACGGGAUCACAACGCUCGCCAUCAACCCUGCAUCCACCCUCGCUGUUGUCGGCGGUGCAGCCGGAAGCGUCCGUGUUGUAUCUCUAAGCAAGGGCGAGGUGAUAACCGCUUUGGGUGGUCAUGCCGACGGCGAAAGCGUAGAGGCCGCGGUAUUCGUGAAUAUCCUAGCUGCUGUAGGAGGAUCAAACGCCUCUGCGGGUGCUGCAGGUAGUGGAGCGGUCAUAACGGGCGGAACAGACGGAAAGGCGUGUAUAUGGGAUUUAAACACGAUGCGGCUGAGGGCUACGCUCGAACAUGAGGAUGCCAUCACAACGCUGUUGGUCCACCCGACGAAACCUUACCUUGUUGUUUCUGCGUCCGCAGACAAGACGCUCAAGACGUGGGACGCGCGGACGGGCACGCUCGUUCGUGAACAUAAAGGACACCAAGGGCCUGUAUUGGCCGCUGCAUUAGGCAUGGAUGGUCAAGUGGUCGUCUCUGCUGGCGACGAUGGUGUGUGUUUGGUGUUCGGAACGGAGUGACCUCCGUCAUUUGAGAUGAAAAAAAAUGUACGUUGGUAUAUGGGCGCGUUUCCUGUUGUGAUUGUACCUUAGAGUCCUGAGCUGAUUAGCUGCUCGAAGCCCAUGCAUGUACUCCGAGUUCAGUGCUCCAGUCUUUGAGCAUUUAAAUUUUGGGUGAGCCUCAUUGGUUUUGACUAGCUCGACGUGUUACGUAGAAGGCAUCCGUGGACGUGCUAGAGGAUCAUAUUUUCGGUUCCAACCUAUCACAGUCCUAUCACACACUAUGCCGGUCAGUCCCGAUGGGCCCGACAGAGUGGUAUCCCCUCUC